AUGUCUCCUUCGCUGGCGCUCUUGACAUCGUUGUUCCUGGCCCUCGUUGCGGCUCAGACCCCAGGCAAGAAUCCCGAAACCCACCCCAAGCUUCAAACCUGGAAGUGUACCACGAAAGAUGGUUGCAAAUCGCAGCAGACUGCACUUGUGCUAGAUUCAGCGUCACAUCCAAUCUACCAGGCGAAGAAUACCAAACUAGGCUGUGGAGAUUGGGGAAACCCACCUAAUAAAACAGUCUGCCCUGAUGAGGAGACGUGCGCCAAGAAUUGCAUCAUGGAAGGCAUUAACAACUACGCCGACUAUGGAGUCACGACUGAAGGCGGUAGUGUGUUAAUGAAGAUGUUUGGGAAGAACGGUGUCGCCAGUCCUCGGAUCUAUCUUCUCGCCGAGAACGAGAAGAAGUAUGAGAUGAUCAAACUGACCGGAAACGAAUUGAGCUUUGAUGUCGACGUUUCUAAGCUCCCCUGUGGGAUGAAUGGUGCUUUAUACUUUUCCGAAAUGGAAGAGACUGGAGGCCAGAGUAAGCUCAAUCCAGGGGGGGCUGCGUAUGGAACGGGUUAUUGCGAUGCCCAAUGCUUCACCACGCCGUGGGUGAAUGGUGUUGGCAAUAUCAAAGCCCAAGGAAUCUGCUGCAAUGAACUUGACAUUUGGGAAGCUAACAAGAAGGCGACUCAGCUUGCUCCUCAUACGUGCAGCAAGCCUGGUCUCUACCGCUGCACUGGGAGUGAGUGUGGAGCCACUGGCGUUUGUGACAAGAACGGUUGUGGUAACAACCCCUACUCUGCCGGGGAUAAGUCAUACUACGGGCCCGGCGCCAGCAUGAAAGUCGACACGUCCAAGCCCUUCACCGUAGUGACGCAGUUUCCUGCCAAAGACGGCGUAUUGCAAGAGGUCAAGCGCCUCUACGUCCAAAACGGAAAAGUCUUCGAAAAUGCAGCGGUCAACGUUACGGGCCCUAUCAACGAUGCUUACUGCUCCAAGAACGGGGCUACAAAAUUUAUCAGCGAGGGAGGUAUGAAGGGAAUGGGGGAGUCAAUGUCGCGCGGAAUGGUGCUUGCUAUGAGUAUCUGGUGGGACGACGGUGGCUUCAUGCACUGGCUCGAUAGUGGCAACGCGGGUCCCUGCAAUGCGACCGAGGGAGAUCCGAAAGUGAUUCAGAAAAUCGAACCUUCACCAGCUGUGACGUUCAGCCAGAUCAAAUGGGGUGAGAUUGGAUCAACAUAUAAGGCAAAGAAGCAUUAUUAUUCGUAA
This is a messenger RNA of Lindgomyces ingoldianus, 1251 nucleotides long. Its product is annotated as endoglucanase-like protein. The transcript is spliced from 2 exons. The coding region runs from base 1 to 1251 and encodes 416 amino acids. Lineage: Eukaryota; Fungi; Ascomycota; Dothideomycetes; Pleosporales; Lindgomycetaceae. Gene Ontology annotation, biological process: carbohydrate metabolic process. Gene Ontology annotation, molecular function: hydrolase activity, hydrolyzing O-glycosyl compounds. The record is from RefSeq and is a predicted model, not a curated record.